This is a messenger RNA of Papaver somniferum (opium poppy), 954 nucleotides long. RefSeq lists its product as uncharacterized. The transcript has 5 exons. Bases 271 to 684 code for a protein of 137 amino acids. Lineage: Eukaryota; Viridiplantae; Streptophyta; Magnoliopsida; Ranunculales; Papaveraceae. The record is from RefSeq and is a predicted model, not a curated record.
UGUUAUCCACAUAAACCCUAAAAUACCCCCAAAAUCUACUGUUUUAAAUGCAAAACUUGCAUUGUGACAGGAAUUGUUUCGCAGCAGCAGAUGAACGUAUGCAGUGCAGGAUAGGAUACGGACUCAAUUAGGAACCAAGAUAUUGCCCUAUAUCUUUUUGUAGCUUGGAAACGAACGCCUCCAUCUUCCACAUUUCUCCUUUGCAAAAACCCAUCUAUCUACCAUACAACCGCACCAGACGAUCUAUCGGGAAGAGUAAUAGUGGGAAAGAUGAGCCGUUUAAUAAGGAAAGCAUAUAAGUCGGCGGCCUCCGGCUUGAAAUACCAUACAAUGGACCAGCGUCUCCUGAAGUCCGCAGACAAUUAUGAAGCCCGCUAUGGAGAAUUGUCCAAAGUCGCGGUUGACUACAAGGGUUCAAACCGUCCAAAGACGGUAGAAGAGGUCCUGGAAGUCCUUCAAAUUGCAAAAGAGUUUCGAACAGCGGUUGAAAAACUCUUUUAUGAUUAUAAUCAUUUCAAGCUACAUGAAGAACCAAUUCUCAGCAGUAUGAUCAGAGGUUAUGUUUUACCAUCUGCAGCAGCCGCAACGGUUGGUGUCCUAGUUGCGGAGAUUGCAUAUAGGAAACAGUUGAAGGAGGAGUACCUAGCAAUUGAAAGGGAGCUGUCAGCUGAAAGUGCCAACUAGCUUCAAGGUUAACUUCUGUAAGUUAAACAGAGUGGACAAACCACUUGAGAGUACUGUGAUGAUCCUCUUAGAUAAAUUGCUUGUUAUGUGUGGGCAUGGAUCUUAUAACUUUAUGGCCUGUUUUGUGUGGUUUAGGAUUAUAAACCUAUAGUUAGAUUUAUGAGUAGCUAAUGUUGAGCUUUUCUACAGAGCUUAUAACUUUAUGUCGUGUUUCAAGUGGUUUAGAACUGUAUUUAUAUCUACUAAUUGCUAGCGUCUUUUGUUCCGGAA